AUGACGGGAAAGAAGAGCGGGUUAGUGCAGCAACUGAAACAGGAAGUCCCCACACUCCUGAGCACUCACUGUAUCGCCCAUCGUCUGGCCCUUGCCAGUGGUAAGGCUGCAGACACUAUGCCAUACUUGCUAAAAUUCGAGAAACUUGUUAAAAGUAUUUAUAGAUAUUUUGACAAUUCUCCCAAGAACAUGUCCCGUCUGGAAAGUGCAAUAUUGGAAGAAUCCAGUGACUGUGUCCGCUUUAAGCAAGUGUUUCACACCAGGUGGCUGAUUUUUGAGGGCUGUGUUAGAGCCAUUUGUGAGAAUUAUAGUCCCCUCAUUAGUGUGUUGGCUGAGGAUAAGGGAGCUAAGGCUCCGGGUCUUAUGAAGAGCAUACCCACAUAUAAGUUUGUUUACACAUCACACUUUCUGGCAGAUGUUUUGAAGCAAUUGGGCAUCUUGUGCAAGACUUUCCAAUCAAGCUCUAUUGACUUCACCAGUGUCUCUUCGUGCUUGGAAGUCACUGUUGGUGAAGUCAAGAGGCUGACUGAGUCAAAGCAAGGCAAGAUGUGUUUCAAAGCAGCUGUUCCAGACAGCGUUGAUAGCUCUGGUGAGAGUGAGUAUAAGGGCAAUGUAAUUAAGGAUAGUGAGAAGCAGAGAGUGGAGGCAGAGAGGGCAUGUGAGCAGUUUGGGGAGAGAGUGUUGGUGAACUUGGAGGAGAGAUUUGCAGAUGUGGGUGACAGUAAAAUUUUGAGAGGCUUUUGCGGUAUAUUUGAUCCGUCUGUUUUUGUGAGAGAGGGUGGGGUUUUAGAGGAGUGUAUUAGGACUGUGAGUCAGCAUUUGGGUGAGGAAGAUUUACGAGAGGAGUACAUGCGCUUCAGGGGUGAGGUUAUAGAAUGUUUUGCAAGGGUGGCAAAUGAUGCGAACAGUGUGUGUCAGUUGGCCCUUAGAAAGAGAGAUAUGUAUGAAUGUGUGGUUGAUGCAGCUUACAGACUAUUGUGCAUCCCUGUGUCGAGUGUAGAGUGUGAGAGAGGGUUUAGUGUACAGAACUUGAUAAAAACCAAACUUAGGAACAGACUUGAUACAAGAUCUUUUUAUUUAUUGAUGAGAUUUCAAAUUGAUGGUGGUCCAAAGCAUUCAUUUGAUUUUGCAGCUGCAUAUGGUAAAUGGAAGAACAUGAAAAGCAGGAGAAUCUGA
Messenger RNA from Mercenaria mercenaria, 1176 nucleotides. RefSeq names its product zinc finger protein 862-like. Lineage: Eukaryota; Metazoa; Mollusca; Bivalvia; Venerida; Veneridae. Gene Ontology annotation, molecular function: protein dimerization activity. The coding region runs from base 1 to 1176 and encodes 391 amino acids. The transcript has a single exon. The record is from RefSeq and is a predicted model, not a curated record.